This is a messenger RNA of Chelonia mydas (Green sea turtle), 1928 nucleotides long. RefSeq names its product KIAA1143 ortholog. The record is from RefSeq and is a predicted model, not a curated record. Bases 27 to 503 code for a protein of 158 amino acids. The transcript has 3 exons. Lineage: Eukaryota; Metazoa; Chordata; Testudines; Cheloniidae.
UGCCGCCGCCUGUUCUUCCAGCAGCCAUGAGCAAAAAGACGCAAGUCUCGUACGUGCCGCCGGCCGAGCCCGCCUUCCUGAGCCGCCUCAAGAGGGAGGUCGGGUAUCGGGAGGGGCCCACGGUGGAGACCAAGAGAGAGCAGCUCCUGGCUCCUGAGGAAGAUGGUGAGAGUGGCAGUGACAAAGAAGAUGAACAACCACAAGUGGUAGUACUGAAAAAAGGGGACCUGACCCCAGAAGAAGUGAUGAAAAUUAAACAGGAGAUCAAAAAUGCUUCAAAAUCAGAUGAAGAACCAGACCCUGAUGAUGGAAAAAUUGUGUUCAAGAAGCCAAGUAAGCGUUCAUCCGAAGAGAAAUUUUCGGGCCUGACUGCAAGUUCAAGUAAGAAGAAAAAAGAAUCAAAGAAAACUAAGAGGGACUCAACACCCCCUCAGAAUGCAGCUAAACAAAUUAAAAAUAGCAGCCUUCUCUCAUUUGAUGAUGAAGAAGAUGAUGAUGAUUAGGAGUUGUGCAUGGUUUUAUGUUUUGCAUACUUUCCCUUACAACCAUUAGAGCAAAAAUGAGGGGCCUCUUUUAGGUGGAGACUUAGGGCCUGCUUCUCCUUUUACUCUGGGGUAAAUCCACUGAUGUCAGAGGAAGAUCGUAUAAAACUGGUGUGAGGUGAGAGUCAAGCCCUAAUUUUUCAGUUCAGAUGGUACUGCAUGCACAGUAUUUUGGACUGUAUUUUUAAAAGAGAACUUGAAUGUGUGUGCAAAAUAAAAUCCAUACAAAUGGCUGUUUAAGAUCCCAUAUAUUAGCAAAAUACUUGUGUACAUGUAAAACUUAUGAAUACAUUUGCAAACAAAAUAUUUUAAAAUCAUUUCCCCCAUGUAAAUUUUUUUUUCUGUUUACUGAGUGGCCAAAGACCUGAGUUAAUAGUUGUAUAUUUUUGUCCUGUUGAAGUUGACCUCCCUAACAGUCAAAACAGUUUAAAGACUUGGGGGCUAAAAUCUUUGACCUUUACUCAGGUACAACUUGACAUUUUUUCCCCUAUAUGUAUGGAUGGAAUGAUUGGGUCUGUGUCUUGUAGUCCUUAUGUGUAUGACUCAGCACCUAGUAAAGCCAUGGGAAUUUUGAUUGCUGCCGUCUGUGGAUGCAGAUGAAGCCUGUAAGCGCUGACUUCAGUGAAACUGCUCUGUGAUUAAGGGUUACAGGAUUGGAUCCUUAGUGAUUUGCAUCAGAUCUUGCACAGGAAAGAAAUCUCUGAACUGUGAAUUUGGAGAUUAUGUAGGGAAAGCCAUUUAGUCCAUUUUGGAUACCAUGGUGAUGGGCUAUGUAUUAAAAAACUGGAUAGAAAGUCUUUUUAUUUGUAAUUAUGUCUAUGUAUUCGUGAUUAUUUGGGAUCUGACAGCUUGUAAAAUAUUUCAUUUCACCUUUAAGCUAUAGAAAACUGUUUGUUUAGAGUAGAAACAUUGUAAGCAGGAACUGUUGGGGAAAGCUGCAGGUUUUACAGUAUGAGAUAAAAUAAGUCAUGAAGUUGUGUAGCUGGGACAAUAUCUAAUUUGUCAACUCUUCUGCUGUCACACAUAGCAGAUGAAAGUGACCAUUCUUAAAUGGUGUACACAAAAAGAGAUUCAAGAUAACAUUGAGAGCUGAUGUGGUUUCCAACAACAACAACAAUCCGACUGAAAAUACUAUGUCCUUUGAAACUGUUUGGACAUAUUGUAUGUUCUGUAAUUAUAUGUAACCAGGAGCUGAUAAUAGACUGCUGCAAAAUUAUAGGAAAAGAGAUCAGGAACCCAUUUCCUUGCUUAUGUGACAGAACAUGUGAAAUGAAUGGGAAUGCAAAGCUUCAUUAAGGAGCUGAUCUAAAGUUGCUGUGUGAGACAGCUAUUUUUAGUUUAACUCUGUUAAUAUUGGUAUUAAAACAUUAAGUGUGUGGUAAAGAA